This is a messenger RNA of Amphimedon queenslandica, 6002 nucleotides long. Its product is annotated as dynein heavy chain 6, axonemal-like. The transcript is spliced from 46 exons. Gene Ontology annotation, biological process: microtubule-based movement. The record is from RefSeq and is a predicted model, not a curated record. Bases 16 to 5847 code for a protein of 1943 amino acids. Gene Ontology annotation, molecular function: minus-end-directed microtubule motor activity; dynein light intermediate chain binding; dynein intermediate chain binding. NCBI's taxonomy places the organism in Eukaryota, Metazoa, Porifera, Demospongiae, Haplosclerida, Niphatidae. Gene Ontology annotation, cellular component: dynein complex.
CCUACAUGUAAGUCAAUGUUGGGUGGCUUCUUGUUGCAUGUAUCUUGCUUGUUUAUAUGUAUUUUGAUUGUAACUAACUUUAUAAUUAUUUUUUUGCAGGCAAUAACUGUUGGUUUCUUUGCUGAGUUUCCUCAGCCAGUUAAAGAUGCUGCAGAAGCUAUUGUUAAUGCUAGUGUUGAGAUAUAUGGCCGGAUGAGCACUGAUCUGUUACCAACUCCAGCAAAAUCUCAUUACAUAUUCAAUUUGAGAGAUCUCUCCAAGUGUAUACAAGGUGUGCUACAGGCUGAUCCUGGUGUCAUUAGAGAGCAUGAUCACAUUUUUAGACUUUUUUGUCACGAGUGUCAGCGCGUCUUCCAUGACAGGCUCAUCGACAAGACGGACAAGAAAUAUUUCUAUGGAAUAUUGUCAGAAAUGUCCUCAAAAUACUUCUCUAAAGAUGUUAGUGCUGAUAAGUUUGAGGAGUCUCCAAUAUUGUUUGGUGAUUUCCUAAAGAUUGGUGCAUCACCGACAGACAGAGUCUAUGAGGAGCUUGUAAAUACCAAUAAAGUCAUAAGUGUACUGGAAGAGUAUUUGGACGAUUUUAAUUUAAAUUCAUCCAAAGAAAUGAAACUGGUUUUCUUUUUAGACGCUGUGCAACAUGUAUCAAGGAUUGCUCGAAUGGUGCGUCAGCCAAGAGGUAAUGCACUUCUUGUUGGUGUGGGCGGUACUGGGAAACAAAGUCUUACAAGACUAGCAUCUCACAUGUGUGGAUAUAAAUGCUUUCAGAUUGAGUUAACAAGAGGUUAUAAUUAUGAAGCAUUUCAUGAUGACCUGAAGAAGUUGUAUGACAUGGCUGGAGUGAAAGGAGAAAAUACAGUCUUCCUUUUCACUGAUACACAGAUUGUUAUUGAAGAGUUUCUUGAAGAUAUCAAUAAUAUGCUUAACUCUGGUGAAGUCCCUAAUCUUUUUGCGGCAGACGAAUACGAACAAAUUUUGCAAAUGACAAGACCCAAAGCUAAAGAUGCUGGCAUAUCUGAACAAGACAGGGAUGGUAUAUUCUCCUAUUUCAUUAAUCUAGUACAAAACAAGCUACACAUUGUAUUGUGCAUGAGUCCUGUUGGUGAUGCCUUUAGAUCACGCUGCAGGAUGUUCCCAUCACUAGUUAACUGCUGCACCAUUGACUGGUUUACUGAAUGGCCACAGGAAGCACUUCUCUCUGUUGCUGAGACCUUCUUUGAGAAUGUUGACCUUGGAGAUGAUGCUAUGAAAAACAAGGUCUCAGAGAUGUGUGUUGAAAUACAUACGAGUGUGAGCUCAAUGGCUGAAGUGUUUUACAAUGAGUUAAGGAGGCGAUACUACACCACACCCACUUCAUACCUUGAGCUGAUCAACCUCUACUUAUCAAUGUUGCAGACUAAGAAGAAACAAUUGACAGCUGCUAGGGACAGGAUAGCUACAGGUUUAAAGAAAAUUCUAGAAACCAACGAACUAGUAGCAAACAUGCAGAUUGAACUGAAAGAGCUUGAGCCAGAGCUCCAGAAGAAAUCAGUCGAGACCCAGGAACUGAUGGAACGUCUUGAAGUGGACCAGGCCAAAGCAAACGAAGUUAGAGUCGUCGUGAAAUCAGAGGAAGCUAUUGCGAAGACUAAAGCUGACGAGACUGAAGCCAUUGCUAAUGAUGCACAGAAAGACCUGGAUGAAGCACUACCUGCACUCGAAUCAGCUAAUAAAGCUCUCAAUGCUCUUGAUAAAAAGGAUAUAUCUGAGAUUCGUGUAUUCACUAAGCCGCCCGAUCUUGUUAACACUGUUAUGGAGAGUAUUUGUAUCCUGUUUAACUCGCCACCAAACUGGCCGAGUGCUAAACAGCUCCUCGGUGACUCCAGUCUCAUGAAAAAGAUGAUCGAAUAUGACAAAGAUAAUAUACCAGACUCGACUCUUAAGAGGCUAAAGAAGUAUGUAGAUGAUCCUCAGUUUGAACCUGAUAUUGUUGAAAAGACAUCAAAAGCUUGCAAGUCAAUGUGUAUGUGGGUGAGAGCAAUGGACAAAUAUUCAAAAGUUUUCAGGACAGUAGAACCUAAGAGAGAGAGGUUAAAGGUAGCAAGAGGAGAAUUGAAUAAAAUGAUGUCAGAAUUAAAAGAAAAGCAAGCUGCCCUGGGGGAAGUAGAAGCAAAGAUUGCUCAAUUACAAGCUUCUUAUGAGAAGAGUGUCGCUGAGAAAGAAGAAUUAACUAAGAACAUUAGACAGACACAAGCUAGGCUUCAAAGAGCAAGCAAACUGACUACCGGUCUAGCUGAUGAACAAAUUAGAUGGAGUGAAUCAGUAAAGAAAUUAGAUGAAGAGGUCAAUAAUGUUGUUGGUAAUGUAUUUGUUGCAGCCGCUUGUGUUGCUUAUUAUGGAGCCUUCACUUCAUUAUACAGAGAAAAAUUAAUGUUAAAAUGGAUUGAGAGAUGUAAGGAGCUAGAGAUACCUGUCUCAGAUGAUCUGAGUCUAAUCUCGGUCCUAGCUGAUCCUUAUGAGAUAAGACAAUGGAACUCUAACGGUCUCCCAAGGGACAGUGUUUCAACUGAGAAUGCUAUACUUGUUACUAGAGGGAGGAGAUGGCCACUGAUGAUUGACCCUCAAGAACAAGCCAAUAGGUGGAUACGUAAUACAGAGAAUAAGAAUGGACUUAAAGUCAUCAAACUAACUGAUCCAAAUUACCUGAGGACACUUGAGAAUGCUAUUAGGAUUGGUACACCAGUACUAGUGGAAGAAGUUGAAGAACACUUAGACCCAUCACUGGAGCCUAUCCUUCUCAAGCAGACAUUCAUACAGGGUGGCAGACUCCUCAUUAGACUAGGAGACAGUGACAUUGACUAUGACAAGAACUUUAGGUUUUACAUGACUACAAAGAUGGCAAAUCCUCACUAUUUGCCUGAGAUUUGCAUUAAAGUGACUAUUAUUAAUUUCACUGUCACUAAGUCAGGUCUUGAGGAUCAACUGCUGAGUGAUGUGGUGAGACUGGAGAGGCCAGACUUAGAAAAGCAAAGGAAUGAACUCAUUGUCAACAUUAACUCUGCAAAAAAUGAACUAAAGAAAAUUGAGGACACUAUAUUGAAGUUGUUGUUUGAAUCGGAAGGGAAUAUAUUAGAUGAUGAGAAAUUGAUAGAAACUCUUGCAGCAUCAAAAAGAACGUCUGCACAAAUAUCAAAAAGGCUAGCUGAAGCUGAACAAACUGAGAUUCAAAUUUCAACUGCUAGAGAAAAGUACCGUACAGUGGCAACCAGAGGGUCAGUAAUGUACUUUGUUGUAGCCAUGAUGGCUGAUGUUGAUCCUAUGUACCAGUUCUCACUUAAAUAUUUCAGCAACUUGUUCAAUUUGUGUAUUGAGAACAGUGAGCCAUCAUCAGACCUACAGGUUAGACUGGACACAUUGUUGAGGAACACCACCAGCUCAAUAUACACUAAUGUGGCAAGAGGUCUGUUUGAACAGCAUAAGAUUGUGUUUUCUUUCAUGUUGUGUAUUGACAUUAUGAGACAGGCUGGCCUCAUCACUGAUACUGAGUGGAACUUCUUUUUAAGAGGAUCUGCUGGAAUAGAUAAAGAGUAUCCAGAGAAGCCUGAUGUCCCAUGGUUGUCACUGAGUCAGUGGAAGACAUGCUGUCAAAUGGAGGAAGUCCUCCCUUCAUUCAAAGGACUCUGCACUGACAUUAUAACAACUCCAGUCCAUUGCACUGUUGGAAGAUUAGAGGUCCAUGCUAACCCUCCUGAUUGGGAUGGUUAUACUGAGCUCAAUCCUCCUCCCCCUCCCUCUCCUCCUCCGGAAAGUGAUGGUGGGGAACAGGAAGCCCUUCCCACUCUCAUAGGUCACUGGGAUAAGAGGUUGACUUCUUUCCAGAAACUGAUUAUGACAAAAUCCUUCAAAGAAGAAAAGGUUGUGUUUGCUAUUGUUGAUUUUGUUGCUGAGAAUCUUGGCAAAUCAUUUGUCGAGAGCCCAUCCAUUGAUCUGUCAAUUUUAUUUGGAGACAUGUCCUCCACCACUCCCCUUGUCUUCAUACUCUCACAAGGCUCAGACCCAAUGAGUAAUUUCCUUAGAUUUGCUAAAGAGAAAGGUUACAUGGAGAGAAUACACGCCAUCUCUUUGGGACAGGGACAAGGACCUAUCGCUGAGAAAAUGAUCAACUCAGCAAAAUCCAACGGAGACUGGGUCUUCUUACAGAACUGUCAUUUGGCUGCCUCCUGGAUGUUGUCAAUGGAGAACAUUAUUAAAAACUUUACUUCACCUGAUGCAUAUGUUAAUGAUGAUUUCAGGCUAUUCUUAUCCUCAAUGCCUACUAGUAGUUUCCCAGUGUCAGUCCUACAGAAUGCAGUAAAGGUCACCAAUGAACCACCAAAGGGAUUGAGGGCUAACAUGAAGAGAGCAUUCACUGAGAUACAGCCAUCCUUCUUUGAGGAAAACGAACAAGGUAUAACAUGGCGUAAGCUUAUAUUUGGCCUCUGUUUCUUUCAUGCUAUCAUCCUUGAGAGAAAGAAAUUUGGUCCUCUGGGCUGGAACAUAAAAUAUGAAUUCACUGACAGUGAUCGUGGCUGUGCGCUUGAUAAUCUUAAGAUGUUCCUUGAAGAUGGAGACAUACCAUGGGAUGCACUAACAUUUAUUACAGGAGAGAUAACGUAUGGAGGUCGUGUUACUGAUGCUUGGGACCAAAGGUGCCUAAGGACUGUUCUUAAGAGAUUCUUUUCACCAAAAACACUCGAAGGUCAAUACAAGUACUCAAUGUCCGGUAAUUAUUAUUCUCCUGAGGCUGAUUCAAUCAAGGUCUAUCGUGAUUUUAUUGAUGCUUUGCCUUAUGACGAUGAUCCUGAAGUGUUUGGUAUGCACGAGAAUGCCAACAUUGCCUUUCAGACUCAAGAAACCUUUACAUUAGUAACUACAGUCCUUGAUGUGCAGCCAAGAAUGGCCAGCAGCGGAGGAGGAAAGACCAACGAUGAGAUUGUGUAUGAUUUAGCUGAGAAUAUCCUUCAACGUAUAAUGGAUACACUUGAUCUAGAUAAAGCAGAGCCUUCAUUGUUUGCUACAAAUGAGAGUGGUCAGAUUAGCUCAUUAUCUACUGUACUCAGUCAAGAAGUUGACAGAUUUAAUAAUCUCAUCAGAGUUAUUAAGAGCUCAUUAAAAAGUAUCCAGAAAGCUAUCAAAGGUCUUGUAGUAAUGUCUGAAGAAUUGGAAAGAGUGUACACUAGUUUCUUAAACAACCAGGUCCCAGGUUUAUGGGCUACUGCUGCUUAUCCUUCUCUUAAACCAUUAUCGUCCUGGGUCAAAGACCUAGUACUCAGGCUAAACUUUAUCGAGCGAUGGAUUCUUAUCGGCUCGCCUAAGUCUUACUGGAUGUCUGGCUUUUUCUUUCCACAAGGGUUUUUAACUGGUGCACUGCAGAAUCAUGCUAGAAAUUAUAACCUACCGAUCGACGAGUUGAGCUUCAAGUUUACCAUACUCCCUCACUAUCUUGACCAAGAGGCUUUUUAUGCUGCCUGUCAGAAAGGAGAGGAAGAGAAACUUGUAGAAAAUUUGGAGUCUCCAGAGGAUGGUGUAUUGAUCCACGGGUUGUUCAUGGAAGCAAUGAAAUGGGACGAUGACUCGAUGCAAAUUAUUGACUCUGUGCCUGGAGAAAUGAAUCCAUGUCUCCCUGUCACUCAUAUGGAACCGAGAAGGAACCACACUAUUGAUCCUAGCGAUUACACUGCUCCGCUAUACAAAACAGGUGCAAGAGCUGGAGUCCUAUCAACCACAGGUCAUUCUACUAAUUUUGUUGUUGCGUUCCAAUUACCAUCCAGUAAGCCUCAGGACUAUUGGAUAUCAAUGGGGUCUGCUUUACUGUGUCAAUUAAGUGAAUAGGAAAAUGAAAGAUGUGUCAUGAAAACAAUUUUAACACACAGAGAUAUGAUAUAACUACAUUGUAUAAUUGCAGAAAAUUUUACGGUAUUAUAGUAUAUUAAUGUACAUACAACGCAACCUUAUUACUUAAAAUAAUUAUGAUAGUCAAACUAAAA